Theileria equi strain WA is the source of this 820-nucleotide messenger RNA. RefSeq names its product signal peptide containing protein. The annotation marks the transcript as partial. Lineage: Eukaryota; Apicomplexa; Aconoidasida; Piroplasmida; Theileriidae. The transcript has a single exon. The record is from RefSeq and is a predicted model, not a curated record.
AUGAAGAUUCUGGCAGCACUUUGGGCAGUGUCUCUUGUGAGACUAUGUCACUGUGGAGAACAAAAUAGUCUCCGUAGAGAGGUUGCAGAUGUCUCACUUGAUCUCUUGAAUCCAAACGAAGGAUCAGUACAUGUUGCUGGCGACGACAAGGACGGAGUGACUAAAAGGGUAUUUACUCCAAAGGAUGGCUUUGCUCUGACCAAGGUUCUUACCGGGGAAGUGGAAGUAUGGAAGGUUAAAGCUGGUGAGAGAUGCACUCUUGUAGAAGCUUACAGCAAGGGGGACUCCAUGCUGAUCUACUUAAAGGUUGAGAGUGCCACUGGACUAGAUUUAAAGUACCUCGAAGGAGUAAAUGGAACAUGGAAGGACGUCACCAUUACAGAGUUUUACCACAGGCUGGAAGAGAUGAGAAAGGAUGGUGAAAAAUCUCCAGAGGAAGAGAUGGAAAAGCAUUUAGAACGUGCCAAAAGGAGACUAGAGGGGAGUGAAUCUGCUUCUCCAGUUGCUGAAUCAUCUGGUAAUACCAAUGCUAGCGGGAAGAUUAGUGCUCCAAUUAUUCCUUCACCUGAUCAUGUUGAUGGUACUCCUAUUACUCUUGAUCUUGCAAAUCCUGACCAGUCAAAAGUACAUAUAGGUGACCGCUCUGGUAAUGGAGUAAAUUCCAAGAAGUAUUAUCCAAAGGAUGGAUAUGAUAUAGGCUCAGUGACAGAUGGAGAUAAAGAACUUUGGAAAUCAACCGGAGCUGGUCAAAAGUGUUGCUUCGCUAGGUCUUACACAAGGGGAGACUCUUCUCUAAUUUCCAUAGGCAUAAGCAAAGGUG